Ectocarpus sp. CCAP 1310/34 is the source of this 925-nucleotide messenger RNA. NCBI's taxonomy places the organism in Eukaryota, Phaeophyceae, Ectocarpales, Ectocarpaceae. The record is from the annotation of a GenBank genome assembly.
UCACCCGACUCUCUCGCCGACCCGGCCAUCUAUUCCCCGGCACUCCCGUUUCUUUCUUUGUGAAAUAGGUACUCUGCGUGGAUGCUGGCCACUUGAAGGGCGACUGGAACGGUAUGAUGGUCGCGACGGGCACGGACGCCGGCACCAAGCUGGUGCACGUUGCGGCCAGCAUCUGCGACAAGGAGAACACCGACAACUACUCGUGGUUCCACAGGAUGAUGGAGAACAACGUCGACAUGGCGGAGGUACUCAACAGCCCGAAGACCACCCUCUUCACGGACAAGCACAAGUCGCACGAACCUGCCAUCACCCUUCACGCGCCCAACACUGUGUGGAGGUGGUGCCUUCGUCAUCACAUCAAAGCACUUCCCGAGGCCCCUGGACAGACUGUGACCCAUUGGCUCUACCACGCAGCCAGGGCGCCAACCCGCACCAAGUUCAUGGACACCAAGGUCGAGCCAACGAAGCCGAAAGCCUACGCCGCUCUAUUGAACCCGAACAAACCCCACGAACUUGUCAAGUGGACGCACCACGCUGGACCCACCGACACAGCCAUCGGGGGUGUCGUGUCGUCCAACGCGGCCGAGCAAAACAUGGUUAAAGUAGGCCUGCAGCGUGGGGAGGAAGUUGCCGCCCUACAUAUGGCCCAGCACAUCCUGGACAAGACCGCCUCCCGGAUGGCAGAAAGGGCUGAACUCGUCAACAGCGCCUCGCAGAGGUUUACCCCUUUCGCCGCUAAGGAGUUCGAGGCUCAGCGCGCGAAGUCCAGCAACCUGCACUCCAGCGCCACCGGGAACGGCAACUUCACUGUUCGCAAACUAGGCAGCAACUACGGUAACCGAGUGGGGCUGGAGUUCGGGACAGAUGGCGUGGUGACUCGCAUGACCUGCACGUGCGGCUACUAGACUCGAUUCAAGAUCCCGUG